Moneuplotes crassus is the source of this 1155-nucleotide messenger RNA. The record is from the annotation of a GenBank genome assembly. Lineage: Eukaryota; Ciliophora; Spirotrichea; Euplotida; Euplotidae.
UAAAAUGAAAAUUUUAACAGGUGAUGAUAAUGGCUUGCUCAAAUGUACGCAGCUACAAGUCAAAGAAGAGCCUAAACUUGCUUUUAAAUAUGGCCUACAAAAAGAAAAUCAUGAGAUUGAUGACAUAAAGUGGUCCAUCUCUGAAGAAGAAACAAGGUACUGUACUUUCAUUCACUCUCUUGGAGUUGUCAAGACAUAUGACACUCAUACUGAGAAAACUUUGUUUAAGAAGGAACUCGAGUUAGAUGCAGAAUCUAGGAUAAAGUCCAUCUUCCCUGUUGGAGAUGACAUCAUGGAACAAAAAUUAAUAUUUGCUGAAUCUACAGGCAAAUUAUCUUGCAUUGAUCUUGACGUAGAAGAUAUUGAGGAUCAAAAGCAAGCUGAAAUACUUACAGUGAAGAAAUCAAAUGACAAGAAGAAGCUCUGCGCAAUGCUACACCGUAUGAAGUCCCAAUAUCUCUGCUUAGGUCAAUUCUUGCCUCAAAUAUUCGAUAUUGAGACCAAGAAAUGAACCUGGAGAGGGAAGAAUGUUCCUAAUGAUCAAGAUGACCUUGAAGUUCCAAUGUUCGACACUAGUGGAAGCUUCCUUCCUGGAUCAAACAGAACCUUCGUCAUCAGUAACGGACAUGGCAAAAUUAGGCUUUAUGAUGUGUGAGCACAAGUAAGACCAGUCGUAGACGUUGAGCCAUGAAACUAUUAUCUCUCUAAUAUAAAGUCAACUGACUGUGGGAAUUAUGUCCUCUACUCUUCUCAAAAAGGAGAACUUACAAAAGCAGAUAUCAGAAUGGACUUUAGAACAGUCCACAGAUUUAAGGGAUCUAAAGGAUCAAUCAGAGGUCUAGCAGUCGCAUCUGACUUCGUUGCAUGUGUUGGCCUUGAUAGAUACCUCAGAGUCUAUGACCACGAAACGAGGGAGGCAAUGGCCAAUGUCUAUCUUAAGCAGAAGCUUAACUCUGUUCUUAUAGAUGUCCUUUCAGCCAAGCAGUACAAUCUUGCCAUCCAUGAGAAGCGUCAGGAGGUAGAGAUUGAAGAAGAGCAGGCUCACCAAUACUACUGUGAACAUUAUGACAGGAAGCCAACCAAAAGAAAGAGAAGAGCUGAGCAACCCUCAGAUGAGAAAUCAAAAAUGGUUAAGAUUAAAGAUUAGUUCAGCGA